AUGGAUGACCUGCUACUACAGUACCACAAUCUGGUGAACGACGGAGAAGAGAUGGGUUUUCUCGACGACGAAGAAGACACGAGGAUGCUAGCAGCUACCCUCGUCACUGGAAUAGAGCUAGCUCAACUUGAUCGUGUCAAAACCCGGAACCCUAAGCGACUGUACCUUUGUCGUGCCCACUUACUUCCUGACCCACAUCGAAAACUUCAGCUGAAAACUUCGCCAGGGACCUCAGGGAUGGGACUGCGUAUAUUGGAAAAUGCGGACCUCAAGUCUUGGAUUAGUCAGCAGAUAGCUUAG
This is a messenger RNA of Suillus fuscotomentosus, 300 nucleotides long. RefSeq lists its product as uncharacterized. The record is from RefSeq and is a predicted model, not a curated record. The transcript has 2 exons. Lineage: Eukaryota; Fungi; Basidiomycota; Agaricomycetes; Boletales; Suillaceae. The coding region runs from base 1 to 300 and encodes 99 amino acids.